UCAAGCUGUAAACAUGAUAAGUGGUGGAAACUAUUUCAUUGUUCAUAUCUAACUGGUUUCCUUUCUUUUCUCUUUCUUUUUUCUCUCUUUUAAAAAUCUUUGUGACUUGUUUUCGAUUAUAUUUUUCUAUUCUAAAGAGAAAAGAAUUUAUCUCUCUUUUUUUUUAUUUUCUCUCUUUUUUCUUUUCUCUCUCAUCCAAUGAUCCAAUGACUUUUUCCAUCAUCAACAUCAUCUUUAAUUGUUUAAUUCUGACUCAAGAACAACAGACUGUCUUCUUCUUCUUGUUCUACUAAUUGUUGAUCAAUUUUUGUUUUAUUCUUCAAAAAGAAUAUUCUUUUUCUUUUCUUCUCUCCUUGUAUCUUCUUGUUUGGUGGAAAAAAAGAAUAAUUUUUGUUCUUUUCUCUAGUUGUGUCUCCAUCUUUGUGUCUGUGUUGUGUUUACUUAUUUUUCUUUUCUUCGGCUUAUUCGGUGUUAAUGUUCUUAAUCCGGUCUUAUCUUAUUAACUCUAGUGGACAAUUUUGUGGGAAAUUAACAUUGACCAAAAUGGAUUCAUCAAUUACCAUGGACUAAUUACUAAUUCCAUACAUCCACUAAUUGAUUAAUUUCAAUCUAAUUGUUUUUGUUUUUCUUCGUUUUUUUUUGUUUCUUUUUGUUUUCUUCGGAUAUUUUGUCCAAAAUCUUUAUUCUUCUUUCAUUCUCACAUGGCUUAUCACCAUUUCUGUGUCACUUUAUCAUCUUUAACACUUACACUUGCUUUCUUACUUCAUUUCUCACCGACGAUUUAUUCAAAUGCUGCCGAAUUGUUUCAAGAUGAAACAAGAAAGUCUAUUGUUUCUGAAAAAUCUUUACCAUUACGACCUCCUGUCCGGAAUGAUCGAGGUCACAUCGAGUAUAAAACAACCUAUGCCUGUGAUGGAAAUGUUCUGAGUCUCUCAUGUAGACCAAAUGAAUCAAUUCAUUUAGUUCGAGCCAAUUAUGGUCGUUUUAGUUUAAGUAUUUGCAAUGAUGGAGGUAAAUUGGACCUUCGAGUAAAUUGUAUGUCAUUUAGAUCUUAUCUUAACAUGCAAGACAGAUGCUCUGGUAAAUCAAAAUGUAAUGCUACUGUCUCAAGUAAUUUGUUUGGUGACCCUUGUCCAGGAACACCUAAAUACCUGGAAGUUCAAUAUCAUUGUGUACCAAAUUUGGCUCCAACAUCGUCUUCAUCAUCACCCUCUUCCUCGGUAUCAUCUUUACCAUCAUCCGUAUCAUCAUCAUCAUCAUCAUCAUCAUUACCGUCAUUAUUACCAAUUACUUCAACAACCCGACGACCACCCUUAGAUGCAGCCUUACCUAUUGAUGCUCGAAUCCUGAGACCGUCCACUAAACUGAUCGAUCGGCAGAUUGAAUCAUCAACCACCUCCUAUUACGCACCAUCACCCUUACCACCCCUGCAACCACCACCAUUGCCACCACCACCACCGCCACCGUAUUCAAAUAAUAAUAAAAAUGAUGAUGGUUUUCUGAAACACAUAUUACCUAAAGCAACAAAUGAUUACCAUAAACCACAAGUGUAUCAUAAUACAUAUCCAUCAUCCAUAUCAAAUGUUGGUGAUGUCUUAUCAACUCAAAAUAAACCUUCAACACAACCAACAACAAUUGUCUUCCGUCAUCUUCAUGAGGAUAAUGUUUUCUCACCUAAAUGUGUUUACUGGUCACCUAAAGCAUCUGAUUGGUUGUCCGAUGGUUGUUCAGUUGCUUCAACUAAUAUAACUCAUACUAUUUGUCAAUGUGAUCAUAUGAGUUCCUUUGCAUUAUUAAUGGAGGUUCGUUCACCAUCAUCAGCUGAUGAUGUUGAUGAAAGAUUGUCCAAACUUCAAAGUUUUUCAUCUAGCCAAGCAUUGAUAAUCAAUUCACGGGUUAUUGGAGAGACAAUUGAUCAUGAUUCACUGUCUCCAUCAUCUAUAGUAAAUUUUGCCGAUUUUCCAUCAUCUCAUAAUACACCUUUACCACAACCGAUAACCAUUGUUUUCCGUCAUCUUCACGAGGAAAAUGUAUUCUCACCUCGAUGUGUUUACUGGUCUCCCAAAGUAUCCGACUGGUCAACCGAUGGUUGUUCAGUUGCCACCACCAAUUUAACCCAUACAGUUUGUCAAUGUGAUCACUUGAGUUCCUUUGCUUUAUUAAUGGAAGUUCAUUUACCACCAUCAUCAUCUUCAUCGUCAUCAUCAACAUUUAAUUUAGAUGAUGAUGAAAGUAUACCCAUUAAUUGGUUACGAUUAGUGGUCAUCAUUGCAUCUGGAAUCAGUGCUUUGUGUCUUUUGUUUAUCUUAAUGAUUUUGUACACUAUCCAUGGAGAUAAUCGUGAAGUCCUUUCCAUCCAUAAAGAUCUUUGUCUAACAUUACUUAUUGUUCAGGUUACCUUUUUCAUUGGAAUCUUUCAAACAGAUAAUUUACUCCCAUGUAUCCUUUCCGCUGGAAUACUUCACUAUUUCUUACUUUCUUCCUUCUUGUGGACAUUCCUUGAAUCAUUUGACCAUUUUCUUAAUUUAAUUGAAGUUUUUGAAACAAUUAAAACAACCAAUCGUAUUUGGUGGUAUUAUUACCUUGCUUUUGGAGGACCAGGUCUUGUUACCUUGUUAUCACUUUUCAUCAACCCUCACUCUUAUGGAUCUGCCAACUAUUGCUGGAUAAGAAUUGAUAUAACCCUUUGGUUAACCCUUGUGGGUCCUUGUGUACUUGCACUGAUCGCCUCCUUUGUAUUCAUUUGUAUAUCUGGAUUCAUUGUUUGCCACAAUAGCGCCAUAUCAACAGCUCUAAAAGGCAAAGAGCAAUUAAAAGUUGAAGAUAUUCGUUGUGGCCUGAAAUGGAUUACAUUUCUACUUUUAUUCCAGUGUAUCAAUUGGAUUACCUGCUAUGCCUAUUUAACUAAUCAAACUUCAAUCCCAUUGGGAUUAACUUUCGCCUGUUUCAAUUGUUUACUUGGAUUUUAUUGUAUAAUAUUUUGUAUCAUCCGAACCGAUUCAGUUCAACAUCAUAAAAUCGCUCAACAUUUACCUCUAAUGGAUUGGUGUUUUGAUGGAAGUGAAACUGUAACUUCAACCAAAGAAAGUGUCUUCGUAGGAUCAACACACAAUGGCUUAAAUCACAAUCAUCAUCAUCAUCAUACACAUUCAUCAAGUCUUUAUGGUCCCAGUCCAGUGAUACCGGUGGUAACUCAUGUAACAACACAGGUUUCACCCUAUUCUGAUGGUACAAUCAGAACAUUUAAAACAUCACAUAUAAUCAAUAAUACACUGGCACUUUACGAGUCAAUUGAAUCACCGCCACCACCAUUAGCAACAUCGUCAUCAUCAACAUCAUCUACAAAUAAUAGUGGAUCUAAUACUUUAAAUAAUUUACAACAAUUAAACAAUCGUCCACAAAAUCAUCAUAAUAAUCAUAUUGUAAAUAAUAUUCCAGCAACAUCAACUGUGGUUACAUUAAUGGGUAACACUAAUGGUACCACAACAUUUUUAUCUAUGUCACCAUCAUCUUCAUCUUCAUCAACCGGAGGAAUAGCAGGAGGGAAUCAACAGAAACAACAUCAUCAACAGCAAAUUCAACAACAACAUUUACAGCAAUUACAACAAAAUCAACUAAUUUCAUCUCAACAACAUCAUCACAAUAAUAUGUCUCUUGGUGUUUAUGGUCAAUCAACAAUGCCACAUACUAACAAUUUAAAUUUAAACAAUUCAAAGAUGAUAAUCGGAGGAGGAUUAGGAAGUAAUCGUAAUCAUUCAUCAUUAAUGUUAAACCAAUCACUUGGUCUCUAUGAAUCGAUUGAACCUCCAUCACCAGAAUCAUCACCGACACCUUAUCAUCACACAUCUCGUAAUCAAAUUUACCUUGGCCAUGGGUCUCUAAGUCAACAACAUCAUCAACAACAACAUUUAAUAGGAACAACCUCUGGAAGAAAACAUAGAAUGCUGAUUCCAUCAGAUUUUCCUGUAUAAUAAUAGAAACACAGACCAGCAUAAUUACUGCUAUCUAAUUGCUAUAAAUAUAAUAAUUAUUGCUACAAGAAAAUUGAACAAGUCAUGAUGAUAGAAAUUUACAGUUAAUAUAUAAUGAUGAUGAUUUAAAGUGUAAAUCAACUCAUUCCAAACUGCCUGUUGAUCUUCAUAUACAAUUACCAUCAACACAAAACAAAAACUCAAUAACUCAAUUGGAUUGAAAAGUUGAACAAGAAAAUUACGAUUUCCAUGUAAUCUAUGAACAAGUCAGGCUACAAUUUCCACUGCCGAUGGAUUUUCUGGUUACUUUCCAUCAUCUUCCCUGGAAAAGUUGAUGAUUUAUCUUUAAUGAGGGACAAUACCAAUAAUCUGUACUCAUUUAUACGAUAACUCAAUUCAAGUUAAAUUACGAAUGACCAAUUACCUGGAACACGCUGAGGGCGGCAACUUUUUGCUCAGCAUUUUCAAUACAAUAGUCAAACCAAUCACUUAAUAUAAUGACUGACGACCAGCAUUUCUUGGCCACAAAAAAAUGAUACUCUAUGGCCUAGAUCAAAAUGAUUAACUUGCUGUCCAAAUGUCAAAGUUAUCAGGUUGACCAAUAAUUGGAAAGCGACUUUGGGUUGAUUGUUUAUUGUCACAAAAUCGCCAUAUCAACAGCUCUAAAAGGCAAAGAGCAAUUAAAAGUUGAAGAUAUUCGUUGUGGCCUGAAAUGGAUUACAUUUCUACUUUUAUUCCAGUGUAUCAAUUGGAUUACCUGCUAUGCCUAUUUAACUAAUCAAACUUCAAUCCCAUUGGGAUUAACUUUCGCCUGUUUCAAUUGUUUACUUGGAUUUUAUUGUAUAAUAUUUUGUAUCAUCCGAACCGAUUCAGUUCAACAUCAUAAAAUCGCUCAACAUUUACCUCUAAUGGAUUGGUGUUUUGAUGGAAGUGAAACUGUAACUUCAACCAAAGAAAGUGUCUUCGUAGGAUCAACACACAAUGGCUUAAAUCACAAUCAUCAUCAUCAUCAUCAUACACAUUCAUCAAGCCUUUAUGGUCCCAGUCCAGUGAUACCGGUGGUAACUCAUGUAACAACACAGGUUUCACCCUAUUCUGAUGGUACAAUCAGAACAUUUAAAACAUCACAUACAAGCGCUGACACUUUGUAAAACACCAACACCAGAAACUUUUCUAUCAAUUUAGUUCACACUUUUUUCACCGGAGGAAACAAGCGGUCAACCAUUUUCUCAUCUACAAUAUCUACUUUCCAUUGGACGAGUGUUGUUUCCAUCCACACACUAACAUUGUGUUUAUAUUCAGUCAACAGUAGCCAACAUUUAAAUUUAAUCAUCAAAUUUACCUUGGCCAUGGGUCUCUAAGUCAACAACAUCAUCAACAACAACAUUUAAUAGGAACAACCUCUGGAAGAAAACAUAGAAUGCUGAUUCCAUCAGAUUUUCCUGUAUAAUAAUAGAAACACAGACCAGCAUAAUUACUGCUAUCUAAUUGCUAUAAAUAUAAUAAUUAUUGCUACAAGAAAAUUGAACAAGUCAUGAUGAUAGAAAUUUACAGUUAAUAUAAUGAUGAUGAUUUAAAGUGUAAAUCAACUCAUUCCAAACUGCCUGUUGAUCUUCAUAUACAAUUACCAUCAACACAAAACAAAAACUCAAUAACAAAUUGGAUUCGAGGAAAAGUUUUACUCUGUAAAAUAAUUUAUCAUCAUCAUCACUUUUCCUCCGGUGAAACUAAAGCUUGUAACUUUUCAUGUCCCUUCGUCAACCUCAACCUCAUCUUCAUCUUCAUUUUCAUCUUCAUCUUGCGUCUCUUCUCAAAGUGAUGGCUGUGAAAACAAUAACAAUUCUCUUCUCCCUUGUCUCCUUCUCUCUCCUCUCUCUCUCUUCAAUUUUUUUCAGAGAGUGAAAGAGAGAUCGCCUUUCAAGAAUUACUUUCAUUCUGUACAUCUUCUCUCUCUCUCUCCCUACUCUCUUCUCUUCUCAUCUCUAUCUUCAUUCUUUAUGGAGUCAACUACUUUACGCUUUCUUGAGUCUGAAAUGCAAUGUGAACUUGAAACUUUUCACAAGGUCACAGGGUUAUUUCUUCUUCUCUAUCCUUUUCUCUUUCAAUCUCCAUUUUCUUUGUUCAAUUUUUUUACUCUCAUCAUCUUUAUUAUUGUAUUUUGAUUGUUGCUUGACACAAAAUGAUUUACAAAUGGAAUAUCAAAAAAGAGCCAGAGGAAAAGGUUGAUUAACCAAUCAAUUGAUGAACUUUUACAGAAAUAACUUUUUACAUAUAAUAUACAAUAUACUUAUCUUCAUCGUUGAUGAUAUCGAUGAUGGACUCACAAUUAAGGAAGAGAAGAGGAGGAGAUGAUGAUGAUACUUUGAUGACAAUCAAAUCACAAUCUAGAAUAACAAUCAAUUUAUACAGAAUUUUGCUUUCUGCUGGAAAAUUUAUCUCCAACUUUACUACAGAUGAGAAAAAAACAAAUCACCGACAUCAAAUUACCGUUUGAUUAACUAAUUGUCUUUCCAAUCAAAAUCCACCACAACAAUAAUUAUUUUUGUCUUCUAAUUGGAACACUUAAUUUUUUUUUCUUCAUUUCUACACAUCAACACAAUGGUCAAUUCAAAUUUAAACCAUCAUGAGAUUAACCAUCAAAUUGAUCUAAUUUGAUUAGAAUACAAAUUUUUCUCCUUCAUCUUCCUUAUCCAUCUCUCUCUCUCUCUCUCUCUCUCUUCCGCUUCCUUUAAUGUACAUAUAAGUGUGUCCUCUCUCUCUCCAUCAUCUUGAUUGUGAUUAACUCUUCAUCUAACUCUUUUCUUUUCUGCUAAUAAUUUAAUUGUAAAUAACAAUAAUUUCAAUUGAAAUGAAAAUGAAAGACAACAAUUAAUUGUAAAUGAUUAAUGAUAUAUAACACAGAGCGUUUUUUUAUUGAUCUCAACACACUGAAUAACAACAAUAAAAGUAAAAAAUUUUUGUUUA
Molecule: messenger RNA, 6935 nt
Organism: Panonychus citri (citrus red mite)
Lineage: Eukaryota; Metazoa; Arthropoda; Arachnida; Trombidiformes; Tetranychidae
Product: adhesion G protein-coupled receptor L3-like
Biological process (GO): cell surface receptor signaling pathway; adenylate cyclase-activating G protein-coupled receptor signaling pathway
Cellular component (GO): membrane
Molecular function (GO): G protein-coupled receptor activity; carbohydrate binding
Source: RefSeq, a predicted model, not a curated record